Messenger RNA from Corticium candelabrum, 1322 nucleotides. Its product is annotated as ubiquitin-like-conjugating enzyme ATG10. Bases 108 to 812 code for a protein of 234 amino acids. NCBI's taxonomy places the organism in Eukaryota, Metazoa, Porifera, Homoscleromorpha, Homosclerophorida, Plakinidae. The record is from RefSeq and is a predicted model, not a curated record. Gene Ontology annotation, molecular function: Atg12 transferase activity. Gene Ontology annotation, cellular component: intracellular anatomical structure. The transcript is spliced from 6 exons. Gene Ontology annotation, biological process: protein lipidation; protein modification by small protein conjugation; macroautophagy.
ACGUUGAUUUAUUGCAGCCGGUGUGAAAUCCAGGCUUGUCUGUCUUUGAUAUCUUUGCGCAGCCGAAAGUACGGACACAACAGGCUAUCGAAGGUUAGGUUGUUUGAAUGAGUCUUCAUCUUGACUAUAGAUCGUUUGAAGACGACAUAAAACGCAUUGCUGAGAUAGCUAACAGCUUGGGAGAGGAAUGGAGACUGACACUUUGUAAGAAAACAAACAGACUCUAUCUUGUCAGAAAAAUUGUCGUACCCCGUCUCACAGAUAAAUUUCGUCAUCGCAAUGAACUGAGUGGUGGAGUGUUAGCCAAUGUAUCACAGCAAACUGAUGGUGAAUCUGGUCAGGAAGUUGAGGUUGAUGAUGAUGAUGAUGACGACGACGACGACGACGACGAUGUUCAUUGUGUAUCCUCCUUUGGAGAAGUGAAGUGGUCAGAUUUUAUAACUUGUGACUACCACAUCGUUUACAGCAGCAGUUACGAAGUCCCGAUUCUUUACUUCAACGUGCACACAACGGAUGGUAACCUUCUUCCAUUAGAUGAUGUUUGGCAGCUAAUUCCUCAGAAUCACUAUGAAACACGUGGAAGUAGAUUGUGGUCUGUUGUAUCCCAAGCGGAACAUCCGAUUCUUGGAAGACCUUUCUUUCAAAUUCAUCCUUGUCACACUGCUGACAUGAUGUCCAAGUUGUGUGCAGAUACAUCCACUGCUAAGAGAAAUUAUGUGUUGUCAUGGCUGAGUGCUGUAGGACCACUGGUGGGCUUAGAGGUUUCCUCAGCCUACUUCCACAAUUGCAAGUCUAGCAAGUCAACAUGCUGAGUCAACAGCCACCUGGAUGCCCAUCUGUGAUCAACAGGAACACCAUCUGACCAAACCAUUUGUGCCUUGCCUUCCUUAAAUUAUCUUUUAAUUAAUUAACAUGCAAGCCUGUGGCUUGAACCAACCACCAUACAAACAGGAGGUCAAUUCUGUUCUAAACAUAGCUCAUUCUGGGGCUCAUUGGUCAAAAACAGUGCACUUUACAUGUACAUAGUAUUCUUGUAAGACUGUCUCUACUACUGUAGUGCCAAGAUCUACAUAACAGCUGUGCUGUUGUAUACAUUUAGAUAGGACUGACAUUAAUUUUGACAAAGAAUUUCUUUGAUUAUUUCCUACAGCUUUGUUGAACUGGCGGGGUCAUCUAAACUGAAUCAGAGUUAGAGAAAUAUCAGCACUUGAUGGAAUGUGAAAGGAGGUCACCUGGCUCCUCCUAUGCAUGAGAACAUCAGAGAAACGCCAGCAGUAGAUUGAAUUACCUCUAGGUAUUACUUAAAUGACCUACAGUGAUAC